GCUCCCGGCCACCCGACACUGCCGCGAGCUCCGCCACAGCAGAUGGACCUCUCGUGCUCACCUCCUCCUCCUUGGUGCACGCGCCCCAGUGAUUGUUUCCAACGGCAGGAGAGCUAGCGAGUUGAACAAGGAGUUUAUCGUCAACGGAUAUUUCACCUUUAACGGGAAAGAAGAGCAAAGACGGGAGGAGGAGGUAGAAAAGGAGAACCGGAAAGCCUGCGUCCACCGGGUUUGCUCCCUCUUUCUGGUGAUUCAACAAGACCACACAGUCUUCACUACGCUCCUCUCAUGCUUACUGAGAAUGGAUGAUACAGAGUACGGGGUUCAGAUUGGAGAGAACAAGUUCAUCAGGAAGGCAACCGUCCUCUCACAUCUGAAGACGUACAACCUCUACUAUGAAGGACAGAAUCUGCAGCUCAGACACAGAGAGGAAGAGGGGGAGUUGAUUGUCGAGGGCUUGCUUAAUAUCUUCUGGGGUCUGCGGCGACCAAUCAGGCUUCAGAUGCAGGAUGACCACGAGCGGAUCCGACCGCCCCCCUCCUCUACGUCCUGGCACUCGGGUUGCAAUCUGGACAGUCAAGGUUCACCCAACAGCACAGAUGGUCAACAAACGACACAGCAGAGCCCACCCACAGUGGAAGUGACAGAACCUGACAGCCAACCGGAGGACGACGGCGUGAUGGAAGAACAGGCAGAAGAAGACAGUGACAGCUCGGCUCAGCUCCUCAGAACAAAGAGCGAUGCAGGCGUCUUGAGACGGGGCCAGCGACGGUCACCGAGUGACCAGAGGAAAAUUCGACGCCAUCGCUUCUCUAUUAAUGGACACUUCUACAACCAUAAGACAUCAGUGUUUACUCCUGCUUUCGGCUCAAUGACUAAUGUUCGGAUCAACAGCUGCAUGAGGACGCCUCAGGUGCUUCGGGUUCUCCUCAACAAGUUUAAAAUUGAAAACAGCCCAGAUGAUUUCGCCCUCUACCUCGUCCAUGCAAGUGGAGAGCGUGUGAAACUAAAGCGAAGUGACUAUCCUCUGGUGCUGAGAGUGAUUCAGGGUCCCUGUGAGCAGGUCUGCAAGGUUUUCCUCAUGGAAGAAGACCUUGGAGAAGAAGUCACAUAUGAUGUGGCACAGUAUAUCAAGUUUGAAAUGCCUGUCCUGCGGAGUUUCAUCACCAAACUGAAGGAGGAAGAGGACAGAGAGGUGCAAAAACUCAGAAGAAGGUAUACGUACCUGCGGUGUAUAAUUGAAAAGCAGCUCAGUUGUCUUCCAGAGGGGGCGGCGUGUAUGUGAACUGUUCUUAAAACUGUCAGAGGUACCACAUCCUCCACCCAGCUGUGACUGCUGCACCCCAAUGUAUGUGUUUCAGCGAUUAUCCUGCUCCUCCUGAACUCCUGGCUCAUCCAAUCAACCAAUUCACACACAAAACUUCAACAUGCUAUAUUAAUGUACAUGCUAAUUGAGACCAUCUCAGCAAUAGUCUUCAGACCCAAUCCCCUUUUCUCUUUGUCAUCACAUACAGUACACUCAGAAAGACAUUCCUUUACUCCUGAGUAGUUUUAACCUUUUUGCAGAAUGAGCCUAAAAUGAGACAUCCCGUCUUCUGUCUCAAUCAUUCAGAUGACAAACUGAUAUCAGAAAUGAAUUUAAAGCACAAACAUCUUAAUAACACGUCUUAAUAAAGUGCCUGUUAGAAGGUUUCUUCAAGCACAAAUGCACAAACUUUAAACAUAUUUUUGAAGUUAUUGACCUGUAGAAAAUUCUUGGGAUUUUUUUUUUUUUUUUUACUGAUAAGUACAAGAGAACAACAUGAGGCCGCGCCGUUUCUGUUAAUGUGAAACCCAGACCACAAAGGAAACAGUUGUGCCCUCAAAAGCUUCGUGCCUUUCAUGGUCCUCCUUGUUGUUAAAUAUUGAAAUUGAAGUAAUUUAAUAGACCCUCUCCAUUGUAUCUCAUUUUAGAAGUUCACUGCAGGGAUUAUUAAAGAUUGUGUGAACAGAUAAUCUGUUCAUGUGGUGACCAGUCUGUUGGUGGUCUGAUGGAGACAACUGUUUUUCUGAAGGCAUUCACAUUGAAUGUAAAGGACACUUUAUGAUUGGAGUUAAAGAAAUAGUUUGACAUUUUGGGAAACAUUUUCUUGCAGAAAGUUAGAUGUUUGUGUAGCAGCUGCUGGUUAUCU
Messenger RNA from Etheostoma cragini (Arkansas darter), 2171 nucleotides. RefSeq names its product Ras association domain family member 2b (gene rassf2b). Gene Ontology annotation, cellular component: cytoplasm; nucleus. Gene Ontology annotation, biological process: signal transduction; positive regulation of JNK cascade; regulation of non-canonical NF-kappaB signal transduction. The coding region runs from base 302 to 1285 and encodes 327 amino acids. The transcript has 11 exons. The record is from RefSeq and is a predicted model, not a curated record. Lineage: Eukaryota; Metazoa; Chordata; Actinopteri; Perciformes; Percidae.